AUGGAAACCCUGAUAUGUGCCGCUCCCAGCGCUCCCGGCGCUACCACGGCGUCGCCCCCGGAUUCGCUCCCUGGCGUCGGCGCCGGGGUUGGGCACCAGCCUCGCCUGGUCGGCGACCUUAAGCGCCCGCUGAGACUUGAUCUACUCGACGAUACCCAGCUUACCAGUCUCCCGUUAGCGCCGCCGCCGCCGCCGCACCCAGUGGUGCUGGCGCCCGUGAUACGCGAUCGCGCGAGCACCGCCGGCAGUUCCGGCGUCGGCAGCGCUGACGACGACGACACCCUCAGCGUCAACGACACCUUUGACGACGUCGGCGACGACUCGCAGCUAGUGCUUGUCGAAGACUACAUCAGCACGGUGCCGUCGAUCCCGCGCAAACACCUGCUAGCGGUGUUUGUCAGCCAGCUUGUCGAGGACGACCGCGUCGACAUUUCCACUAAGCGGCGCCUUUCAGCGCGCCCCGCCGGCGCCGGCGCCGGGGGCGAGCCGCUCACGGCGAUCUUUGGCGACAUCCCCGCCACCUCCGAGUUGAAGUACUGUGAUCUUUGCGUUAAGCCAUUAUACGAAGUGCUGCUGCUAGCGCAACGGCGCCACCAGCAGUUUGUCUGUGGCGAGUGCAUUGAAACUUACGAGGAAUUUGCCCACGGGUGGGGCGACCACUGUACCAUUAGCCACCCUCCCUUCCCCUUUGAGAAGAGCGCCAGCGUCAACGACGUCACCCCAAAGGCGCUGAAGGCGACGCCGCGACCCUGGCACGCGGCGCUGUGCUCCGACCUCUGCCAAGUGAAGCCGCCCCACGUACGAUUAGUGGAGAUAUUCUCCACUAUCGACCAGAAAUACACUCCCGCCAAGCGCGCCCGGUUUAGCGACGGACUCGUGUCGCGCCUCAGCCAGCUCCAGCAGCUCCCGAGCCGCCCGCGCCCGUCGAAAUGGAGCUGGCGCCAGUCAUCUACUUAA
This is a messenger RNA of Diutina rugosa, 957 nucleotides long. RefSeq lists its product as uncharacterized. The transcript has a single exon. Lineage: Eukaryota; Fungi; Ascomycota; Pichiomycetes; Serinales; Debaryomycetaceae. Bases 1 to 957 code for a protein of 318 amino acids. The record is from RefSeq and is a predicted model, not a curated record.